AUGGCCAGUGAGUUUCUACGCUCAUCUCCUGCAAGGGCUGAAAACGAUGAUUUUAAGCUAAACAAAGCCAUUUCGGCAACCCAAACACCGGCAUCCCAUAAACUCUCUUCAAUCGCGUUUGCCAAAUCGUUAACAUCUUCAACAUCUUCAUCAUCUGUAAAACAUCAACAUCAACAUCAAAAUCUGCAACUGCAACUGCAACUGCAGCAACAUCCGUCACAGGCAACGUUUCAAUAUUUUCCUCCUUCAGCAUCCAAGUUUCUCAACUAUCCAACUAAUUUAACAGGAUGGACACCACUAAUAUCCAAGACUUACUCUAAUGAUCAAAUCUUAUCGUUUAAUUCGACACCUAAUACUAAUAAGUGGUUCACUCCAUCUUCACUUAUCCUACCGCAGAAUAAUCAAAACGUAUCGGCAGCACCGCUUACACAGCCCGCCCCGCCGUCAAUAGCACAACCACAAUCACAAGGUGAAGAACUACUAAAUCAACAAACAAGCAUCAACGUUAGCAAUACCACAACAUUUUUACCAAGUGCCGCGGCAGCAGCGACGACAGCAACAACAGCAACAGCAACAACAACAACAGAAUAUGAAUACCAAAGUCUCGGACUAACUCCAUUUAUGAACAACAAUUUCAACAUUUUAGGAAACACAUCUGGUAGUGGUAUCACUCCCUAUCAAGAACGUGUCUUUCGACAAAAUUGUGAAUUCUAUAUAGAAUCGCCAAUUCGAACGAAUAACAAUAUUGAAAACUUUGCAAUAACACCAUCUAAAUUCAGCUUAAACAGUAUUGCUAGUAAGAAAUUAGCACAGGACCCCAUGAAAAGCGCAACAAAGAGAAAUAUUGCUUUAGUAGAUACGCCACCUAGAAAACCUCAUAAAUUGAGUAUAAUUACGAGAGCAGAAAACGAUGGAGAGUCGGGUGAAAUGGAAGAGGAAAUAAAGAGUAGCCUCAAAGGACAAGAAAUUGCAAAAGAAACAACAGGAGAUGAAACUGAUGACGAGGUUGAACAAGAAGAACAAGAAGAAGAAGAAGAAGGAGAAGAGGAGGAGGAAGAGGAGGAAGAAGAAAAAGAAAAAGAAGGAAAAGGAAAAGGAGAAGUAAAAAAAGAAGUAGAAGAAGAAGAAGUGAAAAGAGAAAAAGAAGCAGAAGCUAAAGUUGACGGAAAAGUUGAAACAAAGAUUGAAAAAGACUGCUUACUUCAAACUCCAUGUAAAAAACCACUCAUGAAUAUUUCCAAUCAACUAAAGGUAGAGUUUAAAACUCCUGCUAAUAAAAAGACCACUUUAAGUUCACCAUCAACUAUAUUAUUGACUUCCGCCAAGCACACUAAUGUUGAUGUGGAUAACAUACUUGAGAAUUCAAAUGACGACAAGGAGAACCAACCACCUCCAAGUCCUACACCUGCCAAAACUUUAGCAGAGCCUAUAAUGGGGAUAUUUACUGAAAAAAAACCACUGCAAACGAAAACAAGAUUGAAAAAGUCAACAUCGACAAAGUUUUCAAAAGCAACCAACUCCAACACCCACUCCAAUCACAUUAACUGCUCUUCCUAUUACUCCUCCUCCUCCAAACAUGAUGAGCAAUUGCAUUCUGAGAAUAAAUCAAAAAUGCAAGCAGGAAUGACCAAGUUUCAAAUUGUAUUAACUGAUUUUAACGCUUAUACAGGGAAGAAAAAGAGGGCUCAACAUACUGAACAAAAGAGAGUUCCUCUUAUAAAGCAACAACUACAACCACAACCACAACCACCGCCGCCACCACCACCUCAAACACUAACCCAAUUACAGCCACCUCAGUUACAAACGCAGCUGUCAUCAAUCGUGGAUAAUAGUAUAAUCAUGAAUUCAUCAAGAGAACAUAGUAGUAUAUUGUCACUCAGCAAUAAUAGUACAAACAUAUCGAGUCAUUUCAACCUUACAAUGGACCAUUCAUCUUUCGAACUGGGCGGUAUUUCGUCAACACCCAACUCCAAAGUAUUACUAGAUAGAAUUUUCGAUAAGCAGUCACCGCAACAAAUGCUUUAUUUCCAACAGCAGCAGCAUCAUCAUAAUUAUUCUGCACCACUACAGCCACAAUCACUGCAACCUACACAUUAUCAAGUACAAGACUCAUCAACUAUCAUGCAUCAGCAAGCUCAACAGCAUAGCUCUGAUGGGAAUAUGCCACCCCCUUCACAACAAAGUAAUAAACACAUACAACACAUACAACACACACAACCACCACUACCAUUACCAUCAUCUACAUCUACAUCUACAUCAUCAUCAUUGUACCCUAUAGUAUCUAUGAUGUCAACACCACAGCAUUCUCACGUAUACAAUAAUCAGAGUAACCAUGGAAAUGAAGUUUUCUCUACGCAGAUUCCAUCACCUUGGAAUUUUGGAUUUAGAACACCACCAAGGACAAUUGCAUUUAGCAGUAACAACAACAACAUUAAUAAUAAUAAUAAUAAUAAUAAUAGCAAUACUCAAUUCAACACUUGCACGUCAACGAUUACCAGCCAGAAUGUGUCAAUAGAAUCUACGGAUUUGAAAAAACAAUCGAUCAAGGUCAAAUUAGACACAAAUUCCAAAUGA
Molecule: messenger RNA, 2574 nt
Organism: Lodderomyces oxycetoniae
Lineage: Eukaryota; Fungi; Ascomycota; Pichiomycetes; Serinales; Debaryomycetaceae
Exons: 1
Coding region: 1-2574 (857 amino acids)
Source: RefSeq, a predicted model, not a curated record